This is a messenger RNA of Lagopus leucura (white-tailed ptarmigan), 3093 nucleotides long. It is a transcript of the gene SERTAD4, whose product is annotated as SERTA domain containing 4. The record is from RefSeq and is a predicted model, not a curated record. Gene Ontology annotation, cellular component: nucleus. The transcript is spliced from 3 exons. NCBI's taxonomy places the organism in Eukaryota, Metazoa, Chordata, Aves, Galliformes, Phasianidae. Bases 1 to 1026 code for a protein of 341 amino acids.
AUGACCCUGGUGCUGCCCAUGCAGCGGCUGGGCCGCCCCAGCGCCGCCGAGGGAACCGCCGACCUCGCCGCCUACCGCGCCCUCUGGGAGCCGCCCGCCUGCGGCCGCCCCGGCCCCACCGCCCCCGGCCCCGCUCCGGUCGCCGCCGGUCCCCCCGCCGCAGGAUCGCAUUACAGGGGAAUUUCAAAUCCUGCAGCGGCAUCCAAGAUCGCAUACUUUAAAAGGAAAUAUGUGGAAGAAGAGGAUUUUCACCCGCCGCUCAGCAGCUGCGCGCACAAAACAAUCUCAGUGUUUGAGGAACGAGCCCAUAUUCUUUACAUGUCUUUGGAAAAGCUGAAGUUCAUUGACGAUCCUGAAGUCUACCUGCGGAGAUCCGUCCUCAUCAACAAUUUAAUGAAGCGAAUCCAUGGAGAAAUCAUCAUGCAGAACAACUGGUGCUUCUCCGCAUGCUCCUUUGGGGCUGCCUCGCCGCAGGAGUGGUUCGUGCCUCAGGACUGCCCCUACCGAAAGCGUCUUCGGAUGGCCAAGGAGGAGUAUGAGAAGCUCCACACAUGCUGCUUCUAUCAAGAAUGCGGCAGUCACUACUUGAACCUUCCCUAUUCGGUCAGUGCCAGCACAGAAAAUACUUCUUCCUCCUCUCCCUCCUCCUCUUCAUCCCCCAUUUCAUUGCCGAGCUGUUCUCAGCAGGUGGAUUAUGACAUUGGCAGUGCCCCCUCUUACAGGAGUGACGAGCAGAUACCUGCAAGUGAAAUAUUUGUCACUAAUGCCAGGCCUCAUGCUAAUCAGGACAAGGCCAAAUUCACUGACGAGAAGGGCUGCGAAGAACCUGAACGAGACAACGUGCCCCUAAACUGUGAACCUGUACGAGGCACUCAUGCUUUUGAAUGUAAAGGCAAAUUUUAUGACUAUUUUGAGACUGGGUGUAAUGACAAGAGUGAUGUAAGCGAAUCUUGGAAAAAAUCCUUACGGAAAAAAGAAUCUUUACCAAGUAAUAAAAUGUGCUGCAGCAAAGGAAGUAAAAUAUGAGGCAUCUUUCUUGCUCCGUCGAAGCAUGUGCGCUUGUCUAUCAAAUUUUUAUUUUGAAUGGAUUUUUUAUAGUUUUCUACAAACGAUACAAUCACGCCACAAACAGUAGAGUAGUUCUAAAUGACUGGGGAGCAGAUUGCGUAGCACGGUGCUCUGAUCUGCAUCAGCGGGCUAUUUAUAAGUGUGGAGACUUCAUAAAGAACACAGUUGUGUUGCCACUUAGCGCUGUAGUCUGUGCAGCUAUGGUGUGGCUUUUGUUGCUGAAAAUACCAAUCAGCCAGAUGGGGAAAACGUAUCGUUGUAUACAUCGCCGCCCCCAAGAAGUCUGCCAUUAAUUAAGAAGAACCUCCAUUAUGUUUACGAAGGAAUUAGAAGUCUGGUAAACAAAUUGAUGCUACCAGCAAGGGCGAUGUGCUCCCUCCGACUCGGUGUUUGCUCUGACAAAGGACUGGCUACGGGGACUGAGUUAUAAACCGUCCUUACGCGUUGUACUGAUACUUCUGAACUCCUGGAUUCAGCGUCUUGUUCAACUGACAAAAUGGGACAUAGCAUAAGGAAAUAACCUGUUUGUGAGAUCUUAACCAGAAACACAACAUGCAACUCAAGCACUUGCGCGUUGUCACCUUGGCUGUAGUAACUAGUGGCGCUUGUUCUCCAGGGCAGGUUUUUUUUUUGGUGCCUUACUUUUUGUCUUAAUUUUUGCCAGCGUGAAAAUUAAGUAUAAAUCAGUGAUACAGCAGGGAUUUAACCUAAGCAGAAGAAAAAAAAGCACAGGGUGGAUCAACAUUAUUAGAAACCUUUAACCUUUGAAGUACUGAGUUCAACUUCCUAUUCAAACAUCUCUGUUCUUCCUUUUUGAUGCUCAAUUGCUUUUUGAUUUGCCAUCCUUAGGAAGGGAUUUAAGAAACAAUAGAGAGAUGUCUCUUGUAAACAAGCAUUCGAUGCUUGAGUGUUUCUAUGGCAACUGUCUGUUGCUGGGGCUCUUUUUUUUCCCUCUUCGUAUAAUGAAGUUCAUGAACCAGUGGCAUGUUUUAUACUUUAUUCUGUUUCGCAUAAUUUCUCUCUUUUAGAUUGCAAAAGCAUGCGGGAGUUUUAUAUUACUUUUGCUGUUGAUUUGAAAAAAGUCAACAAAAGAAAACAGAAAGCACAAUGUUAAUUAGUAAUGUGGCGAUAAACAUGAUUUUAUCUGAAUGAAUGUAAGGCUUUUAAUUUUAAAAAAGAACAUUUUGGAGAAAUGAGCUGAGGUUUCUGUGGCUAAGGACAACAUUUAGUCAUCCCUAGGUAGACUGUUUGCAGAACUGUGCUGUUGAAAAUGCCCAGAAGACAUUACCAGGAUUGGAGUGAGCAUUGUGAGUCCUAGAUGUACCAAAUUAAUUAGUUCCCACAGUCUCCCUAACAACUGGCAGGAUGUGCUCAGCAAAAUAGCCACAUCCAAGCCAUGGCGGGCUCAUAAUAGCUGCCUGUUCCCACAGCAUCAUGCGUCCAAGUGGCGUCUUCCCUUCUUGGUUCAUGUCCAGAGGGCAAGAUCCACCACAGUGCAGAGACCUCUGGGCUGUGAUUUUUUAGGACAGCAUGCACACCUCACUGUCACAUUUACAGUCUGGGCAGCUUUCAUGAGUGAGUGCAGUGGUGACAGGGAACAUGGUCCCUGCUUCCGAGCCAGGUGACCAUAGGGAAACGUUGAAGACGUCUUACCACUGUUACAACCUUUGUGUUGGCUGCGUGAAUGGGAACUGACAAGUUUGUAAGGGUCAUCGUUGUGAAGAAUGAGAGUCUAAAUCUCACCUGAUUUCUCCAAGACAAAAGCUUUUUUAUUAAUAAUAAUAAUAUUAAAUAUAGAUCUCAUUCAUACAGUGUAUGAGUAGGAUCAUCAUUUAGACAUUUGUCCACAUGGACCAAUUUUUAAAAAAAAUUGAUUUUUCUUGUGUUAUAUCCAGAUAGUCCAGUAAUGUCUGCUCUUUUCCAAUAUUUGAUAAACACUUGAUGUUUUAAGCUUAAAUAUUAGAUGCUUGUAUACUAAUGUGUUGUUGUAGUAAAGUGAGAUUUCCUUGAUAUAUAUUUAUUAAA